Anisakis simplex (herring worm) is the source of this 297-nucleotide messenger RNA. Lineage: Eukaryota; Metazoa; Nematoda; Chromadorea; Rhabditida; Anisakidae. The record is from the annotation of a GenBank genome assembly.
AUGGUUUCUGUCGAAGAAGAAGGCGUUGAUAAGGCAAAAAAUGAGUUGGUUCUUGAAGAAAAUGAUUUAAUCGAAUAUCGAUACGGUUUACCACUGGACGAAAUCUACAAACUGGCAUCGAAAUACUAUCGAGAGAAGGAGAAAAGCGGUGAACUAUCGGUGCCAUACGAGAAACGUCUUCUUUUUAUGGCGUAUGCCAAACAAAUCCGUCUUGGACCAUACAACGAUAAGGCUGAUGAUUCGGGAUGGUUCGAUUUGGUUGGCAACGAUAGAAAGUUAGCCGUUAAAGAAUGUUGA